Molecule: messenger RNA, 183 nt
Organism: Strongylus vulgaris
Lineage: Eukaryota; Metazoa; Nematoda; Chromadorea; Rhabditida; Strongylidae
Source: the annotation of a GenBank genome assembly
UCGCUAUUCCUUCUUUGGCUUUACCUGCCAUCUACUCUUGGAGCUACCACGCUCUAUCACAAGUUCAUCAAGCCUGUUUUCAUGAAGCAUAGCGCCGUUAUCGAUGAUCGUGUUGGAAGCAUCGCCGAGAAGGCAAGAGAUGCGUUGCGAAACGCAGCUAAGGAAAUCGAUCAUCUGGAGUAA